This is a messenger RNA of Nelumbo nucifera (sacred lotus), 3747 nucleotides long. RefSeq names its product SWAP (Suppressor-of-White-APricot)/surp domain-containing protein (gene TGH). Lineage: Eukaryota; Viridiplantae; Streptophyta; Magnoliopsida; Proteales; Nelumbonaceae. The record is from RefSeq and is a predicted model, not a curated record. Gene Ontology annotation, cellular component: nucleus. Gene Ontology annotation, molecular function: RNA binding. Gene Ontology annotation, biological process: mRNA processing.
AGUUGUCGGGUCUAGGACUCUCUGGACCGAAACACCCCAUCCAAGUUGCAAAUGCUAUUGGCAAGCAUACUCCAAGUUACCGUCACCGUUUUCUCCAAGCUUCAACUUCAUCACCAGUUUGAUUGCAAAACCUAUCAAUCAGCAGGAAAAAAAGUUUGCUUGACAGGUCUAGAUUGAAACUAGCAAGAACCAACAAAAGAAAGAGAAGAUGGACGCGGACGAGGAAGAUUUUGUCUUCUAUGGGACUCCAAUUGAACGAGAAGAGGAGAUGACAAGCCGGAAGAAGAAAGCGGUCGCAGAGGCGACAGGCCAAAUGCGAGCUCUUCCUCCAUGGAAGCAAGAGGUCAGGGAUGAGGAAGGACGAAGAAGAUUUCAUGGAGCAUUUACGGGAGGAUUUUCAGCUGGUUAUUACAAUACUGCUGGUUCAAAAGAGGGAUGGACUCCACGGUCGUUUACGUCAUCAAGGAAGAACAGAGCUGAAGUGAAGCAGCAGAGCAUAUUUAACUUCUUGGAUGAUGAUGAGAAAGCUGAAUUGGAAGGCCGUUCCUUAGGGACGUCUUUGCAGUUUGAUACAUUUGGAUUUACAGCUGCAGAGCUUGCUCGCAAACAAGCUGAGAAGGAACAACAGAAGAGGCCAUCAGCUAUUCCUGGACCUGUUCCUGAUGAAAUAGUUCUACCUGCUGCAAAUUCUAUUGGUGUAAAGCUGCUGCUUAAGAUGGGGUGGAGGCAUGGUCAUUCCAUUAGGGAUGCACACUCUAAUUCACUGUAUGAUGUACGAAGGGAGGCUAGAAAAGCAUUUCUUGCCUUUUCUUCUGAUGAUGCAAAAACAUCAAGUGAUCAGUCUGAGCCUGUAAUCCGUGACCAUGAAACUACUAUUGAGCAGCCUAAUGAUAACAUAUAUUCUUCUCAAAGCACACCUGUUUAUGUACUCCAUCCAAAGCAGGACUUGCAUGGUUUAGGUUAUGAUCCUUUCAAACAUGCUCCUGAAUUCAGAGAAAAGAAAAGACAGCGUGUAUCUGGAAGGGAUAUUUCAAUGAGUGAAAGUCUUUUUGCAUCUAGGUCAGGAAAAGUUGCUCCUGGUUUUGGAAUUGGAGCUCUUGAAGAGCUUGAUGUUGAAGAUGAAGAUAUCUAUGCUUCAGGAUAUGGCUUUGAAGAAACUUAUGUCGAAGAAGUUGAAGAGCCAUCAAAAAUGAGCAGGGAUCAUAAGCAAAUAAUGGGCAAAAAUGAAGAGGGUAUUCUUCCUGGUUUUAAAGUUGCAUCAAAGUCUGACUAUCAGUUGGAAAGAUUUGAUCCUCCAGUUAUUCCAAAUGAUUUUAAACCUCAUCAUAAAUUUGCUUCACCUCUUGAAGUAGAAAACAAAUUUACUGAACCUCCUCCUCUGGAAGUUCCUCCUCCAGAGGACAAUAAUAUGAAAGUUUUGAUUGAGGGAUUUGCAACUCUGGUUGCUCGCUGUGGUAAAUUAUUCGAAGAUCUGUCAAAAGAGAAGAACAAGUCAAAUCCAUUAUUUUGUUUCCUUACUGGAGGAAAAGGGCACGACUAUUAUGCUCGAAAACUGUGGGAGGAGCAGCAGAAGCGUAAUGAUCAGAAAAGGCAGCAAAUGAAUUUGAAGCCACUACCAACUGAGAAGAAGUUGACAGCAGAGAGCCGUGGUAAAAUUCUUGGAGAAAAGCCUCUGGAGAGGAGUUUGAGGGAUUCUGACUCAUCUGUCACUUCUGCCGAUUUCCUUCAUCUCAAAAUUAAUCUUUCGGAUACAUUUACUAAACCUGCAUCACUUAAUGAGUUCCUAGAAGCUGCAAAGCCCUUCAUAGAUGAUCCUGCAAAACAAGAAAGAUUUGAGCUGUUUCUCAAGGAGAAGUAUCAAGGAGGGCUUCGCUCUACUGAUUCUGGAGGUUCUAGUACCAUGUCUGAAGCUGAGCGUGCUCGUGAGAGAUUGGACUUUGAGUCUGCUGUUGAGGCAAUUGAGAAAGGGGGGCAUAGCAAGGGAACAAAUCUUUCCUCUAGUCAGCAGUUUCUAGAGUUGUCAACAGCUACAAAAUUGCAAUUUACAUCUGGUGGUCUGGAGCAAGUUAAAUCCCCUCAAGCUGAAGAGCUGAUUACAAAGAAGAUGUACCCCAAGCGUGAAGAGUUUCAGUGGCGACCUUCACCUAUUCUUUGCAAGCGGUUUGAUAUUAUUGAUCCAUACAUGGGAAAGCCACCACCAGUCCCAAGACCUAGGAGCAGGAUGGAUACUCUCAUCUUUACUUCGGAUUCUGUCAAAACCACAAAAGCUGAAGACACUGCAACUACAAAUAGAGAUGCAUUGCCCUUAUCUCAAUUAGAGCCUGAAGACAAAAAGUUUGAAAUAACCAGCAUGGAAACUGUGGUUGACUCAAAUAAGGAAAAUAUUGAGAGGCCAGUUGACCUGUAUAAGGCUAUUUUCUCCGAUGAUUCAGAUGAUGAAGGGGAGAGCUCUAGUGCUAAUCAAGUGGAGAAUCCAGAAAAGAAGACCGAAGUAGCUAAUACAACUCUGAACCGUUUGAUAGCAGGUGAUUUUCUGGAAUCUUUGGGUAAAGAGCUAGGCUUAGAGGUUCCUCCUGAUCCAGUUGACUCAAUAAACAAGGCCAGCACCACAGCUUCUCAAAAGGAAAGCUUAAGGGCAAGCACAGGAUGUGUUAAACAUCAACCUGCUGAUGUCAAAUCUUCUUCCAUACUUGAUGAUGUGAAUAAACCUGUGAGAACGCAGGAGGCUGCAUAUGGAAAUAUUAGCCUUCUGCAAAUCAAAACAGGAAGCUCAUCCAAUGGAAACAACCUUGACUAUGCUAACCCACAGAAUGAUGGGACUCAAGUAAAUUCCACCAUCCAAUCUGGCGGCAACUCCAGUAAAGUUGAUCUAGGAAAGAUGGACCCAGAUGAUAAGAGGGUUAAAACAUGCUUCAGACAGGAUCAAGGUUGGAAGAGCAGUGAAUCAUCGGAUGAUGAAAGGAGUAGAAGACACUCAAGCCGGCACAGGAGUCAGAAUAGCAGUUCAUCAUCAGAAGAUGAACAGGUUCAGAAACACUCUAGGCGACAUUGGAGUAGGAGCAGUACUUCAGGCAGUGACUCUUCUGAUGGCCCUAGAUAUCGAGAUCAUUCAAGAUCAAAAGUGGAAAAGAAAGGUUCAUCUCGAGGGAAGAGUUCUAGUACCAACAGAAAUAAAAAACACUCAAGGCACCGAACCCACAGAAAUGGGGAUUCUCCUAGUAGUUCUUCUCGUCAUGGUACUGAGAGAAGAAGACAUGGAGAGGCUAAGAAAGAGAAAAGAAAAUCAAAAGACCAUGGAAGUUCAGUUUCUUCAAAAUAUGGUUCUCACAGAAAGCACCGCCGAGAUGAAAGGUAGUUCUUAGCUAUAUUCCUUCGGAAGACAGGAUGUGCAAGUUAGGUUGAAUGGAGAUGUGUCAGUUCUUCAAGGACUGGUUUGCUUUAUUUUUGUUGAAGCAAAAUUUCUAUUUCUUUCGCCCUCUCUUGGUUGGCACCUCUUCAGAUGGGGCUUUCCCAUGGAAAAAUGAGAUGCAUCGGGUUUCAGUUAUGAGUUGGGCGGCCAACAACAGGAAUGAAUUUCAUUUUAGAUUUAUCCCUUAAAUACCUGUCUACUUCAGUAUGUUGUGGUGAGGUUAAAUAUCUUCCCCAAAUUCUAAGUGUUCACUCCAGUCAGAUGUGAUUCAUGUACAAGUGUGGUUGCGAACAUUAAGAUUUGUAUAUAGAUAGCUUGUGCAAUUUUUACCUCGUGUA